AUGGUUAAUACCAAAACUGCUUUAUUCACAGCAGCCUGUGUGCUGUCUAUGCUCUCCAGUGUAACACUGGCUCAAACUUUUAACGGUAAUCAAGUUCUACAUGGUUUAACCUAUUUUAUCUUACCAGUUAGUGUCACUUCUGGUUCUAACUUAAUCAUCCAAUCUGGUCUAUUCCAUAAAUUCUGGCAAAAGGUCACCGUUAGAGGUGGUCUUUACAUUUGUGAAACUAAAUCUUCAAACAUCGGUAUGACUGUUAUGGCACUAGCUAACAUUAUGAACUAUGGUACUUUUGUCGUCGAUGAUUCUCUUGCUUCUACUGGUCUAUUAUUCGAAUCAUUCGGUCUUGAAUUCUUCAACUCCGGUGACUUCUACUUAGUCGGUAAGAAGCCAUUCAUUAUUGGUUCUCAUUACAGAAUUUGGGCUUUGAACUUCCACAACAGUGGUUUGAUGGCCUUCUACCAAACUGGUACUUCUAAUCACUGGUCUACUGUUGAAUUGGGUCCUGACACUCUAUUCGAUCUAUUACAUGUUACAAACACUGGUACUAUUUGUCUAAAGAGUGUUAACUUACAUGCUAGAGUUGCCUUUGAUGGUGAAACUGGUUGUGUGGAUGUUGGUGCAUAUGCUACAUUGACCAUCAACCACUUGAUCUCAAGAUCUUUCAAGUCUCAAACUAUCUACAUGUCUGAUGAAACUUCUGUUGUUUACGUAAAGUCUUUAUUAGGUUUAACAAGUUUGACUAUUAGAGGUUUUGGUGGUACUAACAGAAUCUAUUUCAGAUUAACUGUCACUUACUAUACUUACAACAAUGUCAGUGGUAUUCUAACUGUUAUUGACGGUCUAAACUUAUUCAGAAUUGACAUUGGUCCUAACUAUGAAUUUGAUCAAUUCUACAGAGUCACCAGCCACUUGUUGAUUGGUUCUGGUAUCACUUACAUUCCAGACUCUCCAGAUUCUUCCAGACCAGAAAACUGUCGUGAAUGUACUCCAAAUCCAACUUGUGAAGACGCUUUGAACGGUAAGUCUUCUGUCACUACUGCUUCUAACACUUUCACCAACACUGAACUUCCAGAUCCAUACACUACUACUUACACUGAUGCUACUACCACUGAAACUCAACUAAUCUCUUUCUACUGGACUACUGACAUCAACGGUUCUUCAUUCAUUGUUGAAACUGUCUAUACUUUGACUGGUGAAGCUGCCUCCUCAUCAAUUGAUGGUGAAUCCAAAUCUUCUUCAGCUUCCGCUACUGAAUCAUCUUCUGUUGACGCUUCUUCUGAAGUUUCUUCUGCCUCUUCCACAGCCUCUUCUGACGCUUCUUCUUCCUCUUCUACCGCUUCUUCUUCCUCUUCUACCGCUUCCUCCGAUGCUUCUACAGUUUCUUCUUCCUCUUCUGGUUCCCUAUCUUACUACACUACUACCAAGUCUGAUGCUACUACGACCGAAACUCUAGUCAUCUCUGACUACACCACUACUGAUAACAACGGUAACACUGUCACUAUGGAAUCUACCUACACCAUUACUGCUUCUCAAGCUCCAUUGACCACUUAUACUACCACUGUUGUUGUUGAUGGAACUACUUCUGUCUACGUUGUCUGUGACUACACCACCACCGACGCUAAUGGUAACACUGUCACCCUAGUUUCUUCUUACCCAUGUAUCACUGAAGGUACUGCUACAACUUACACUAGAACGAUCACUGCUGAAAUCUGUACUUCAACUGUUGUUGUUUGUACUUGUACUUCUACCAAGUCUAACGGUGAAACCGUUUCCACGUUGACCACAUACCCAGCUACUUACACUCCAACUGACAUGUCUGGUAACUCUUACACCACUACUGUCGUUGUUGGUGGUACUGUCACUGAAGUUGUCGAGUGUGACUACUUGACCACUGACUCUAACGGUAACACUUACACUGCUCGUUCAACUGUCACUGAAACUUCUUUGACUACCGCUACUGAAACUGCUGCUAAGAACGCCGCUGACACCAAGUCUACUACAACUGUUACCAACACAUCCGUUGCUACAAAGACUGCCCCAGCUGUUGUCAUUUCUCCAUCUUCUGCAAACAAUGCCCAAGGUGCUUCUCACACAGUUGCUACCUUCCAAGGUUCCGGUUCUAUAGUUAAGGGUUCUUUGAUGUCUUUGAUCUCUGCUUUCCUAUUCUUGAUGAUCUAA
This is a messenger RNA of Maudiozyma saulgeensis, 2178 nucleotides long. NCBI's taxonomy places the organism in Eukaryota, Fungi, Ascomycota, Saccharomycetes, Saccharomycetales, Saccharomycetaceae. The record is from the annotation of a GenBank genome assembly.